Messenger RNA from Cavia porcellus (domestic guinea pig), 4323 nucleotides. It is a transcript of the gene Epn3, whose product is annotated as epsin 3. The transcript is spliced from 11 exons. Gene Ontology annotation, biological process: endocytosis. NCBI's taxonomy places the organism in Eukaryota, Metazoa, Chordata, Mammalia, Rodentia, Caviidae. Gene Ontology annotation, molecular function: phospholipid binding; clathrin binding. The record is from RefSeq and is a predicted model, not a curated record. Gene Ontology annotation, cellular component: plasma membrane; clathrin vesicle coat; endosome. Bases 907 to 2814 code for a protein of 635 amino acids.
UGGUGCAGGUUCCAAGAUGGUGUAGAGGAGGUUGGGGAGGAGUCUGGAAUCCCGAGGGGUUUCCUUUGGUAUCUUUGUGGAACUCAGGUCCAAGAGACUCAGAGAGGGUGGUGCACUCCCUCCCUCCUGGUGCUGGAGAGGGGGAGUUGGUGUCCCCAGGUGGCUGGGAGGACCACACCCCUGUUUGGCAGGGCUUGGGGAGUGGGUGCAGGCUUUAGCUCUCCUCACCUCCUGGGUCCCAAAGCCGUGAGCCCAGGAAGCUGGCCCCGCCCCUCCUGCUGGCUAUAGCAAGGGUUAACCACCCGCCGGGCUGCGUCCUCCUGUGUCCUGUUACUGCUGAGACAGACUUGCUGGGCCAGCUGAGCAACUUUCCUCCUGAGUGUCGCUUGCCUGCUGGUGUCUAGGAACUGACCGGGCUGAGGCAGAGCUGCAGCCCGUGGUGGGGGGCGGACCCUGCACUGCCCUGCUGAGGGUCUGCGCCCCUUGUGGAUGGCUCUGGAGCUGCUGCCGAGGCCGUGCAGUCCCUCUGCUGCGUUGGUCUCAGGGUCUCUGCAGAGGCUGCUCGGGCCGGGGCCGGGGCCGGGGAGCCCACACUGGAGGACCUGAGAAGUUCUCCUUGGGACCCCAAGUGGAGGGAGAGAGCGCCUACUCUAACCCCCGUCCCCCAGUCCCCAGCCCCUGCCUUCUCCCAGCUCAGAAUGGGCCUCGGGCUCCGGCUGCUCGGUGUCCUUCCGGUGCCCAGCAGGGUCCAGCUCAAGGUCACUGCGUCCCAUGUGGAGACCGCAGACACGGCCGCCCUGCUGAGUGCACGGCGGCCCACCCUUCAGGACAGUGACCUCUCGAAGGUGGCCCUCGGCCCUCCAGCUCCGGUGGGGGCGGGGGCCGCCCACCCCCAAGUCCCCAGCCAUGACCACCUCUGCGCUGCGACGCCAGGUGAAGAACAUUGUGCACAACUACUCGGAGGCGGAGAUCAAGGUGCGGGAGGCCACCAGCAAUGACCCCUGGGGCCCACCCAGCUCACUCAUGGCGGAGAUCGCCGAUCUGACCUUCCACACGGUGGCCUUCGCCGAGGUCAUGGGCAUGCUGUGGCGGCGGCUCAAUGACAGCGGUAAGAACUGGCGGCACGUGUACAAGGCGCUCACGCUGCUGGAUUACCUGCUCAAGACGGGCUCGGAGCGUGUGGCCCACCAGUGCCGCGAGAACCUCUACACCAUCCAGACGCUGAGGGACUUCCAGUACGUGGACCGCGACGGCAAGGACCAGGGCGUCAACGUGCGUGAGAAGGUCAAGCAGGUCAUGGCUCUGCUCCGGGACGAGGAGCGGCUGCGGCAGGAGCGCACACUCGCCCUAAAGACCAAGGAGCGCAUGGCGCUGGAGGGCGCGGGCAUUGGCAGCGGGCAGCUGGGCUUCCCUCGGGGCUCCCCGUCCUCCUACCACUCUGCCACCUCAUCUCCCCGCUACGCCUCGGACCUGGAGCAGGCGCGGCCCCAGACAUCUGGGGAAGAGGAGCUGCAGCUGCAGCUGGCCCUAGCCAUGAGCCGCGAGGAGGCCGAGAAGCCGGUCCCCCCAGCCUCCCACAGGGACGAAGACCUGCAGCUGCAGCUGGCCCUGCGCCUGAGCCGGCAGGAGCACGAGAAGGAAGUGAGGUCCUGGCAAGAACAGGACUCUCCAGUGGCCAACGGUCCAGGGGCCGCUACUCGACGUCGGAGGGACAGGGAGCCCGGGAGAGAGGAGAAAAAGGAGGAAGAGAAGCUGAAAACCAGCCAGUCCUCCCUCCUGGACUUGGCUGACAUCUUUGUACCUGCCCCAGCGCCCUCCUCCACACACUGCUCUGCCGACCCGUGGGACAUUCCUAGUGGGCACACAGGUCUCAGGCCGAGCGCAGAGCCCAGCGGCUCCUCCUGGGGACCUUCUGCAGACCCCUGGUCUCCAGUCCCCUCCAGAAAUGUCCUGUCCCGAAGCCAGCCUUGGGACUUGCUUCCCACUCUCUCCUCCUCAGAGCCCUGGGGCAGGACCCCAGUGCUGCCUGCUGGACCCCCUGCCACGGACCCCUGGGCACCAAACUCUCCCCACCACAAACUCUCCAGCACUGGGGCUGACCCUUGGGGCGCUUCCAAGGAGCCCUUGGACACACCUGCUGUAGGUGGUGUCUCAACCUUCGACCCCUUUGCCAAAACCCCAGAAUCCACAGAGACCAAGGCAGAGCUGCAGGGUGCCCAGGUUGCGCCCUCUGGGAAGCCCGGCAGCCCUGUGGAUCUGGACCUGUUCGGAGAGCCCAGCCCCAGUUCCAAGCAGAAUGGCACAAAGGAGCCUGACACCUUUGAUCUGGGGGUGCUGGAGGAUGCACUGUCACCUGCACCUCCAAGUAAAGAGACCCCUGCACGUCGCACUCCAGAGUCCUUCCUGGGUCCCUCGGCCUCCUCCCUGGUCAACCUUGAUUCACUAGUCAAGGCGCCACAGGCUGCAAAAACCAGGAACCCCUUCCUGACAGGUCUGAGCACUCCAUCCUCCACCAACCCAUUUGGUGCGGGUGAGCAGAUUGCACCCACCCUGAACCAGAUGCGCACCGCGUCGCCUGUGCCCAUCGCGUCCAUCGGAGCACCCCUGGGUUCCAUGACCUACAGCGCCUCCCUGCCCCUUCCGCUCAGCAGCGUCCCAGUUGGCAGGACCCUCCCUGCCUCCGCCAGUGCAUUUCCUCAAGCCAGUGCCUUUGCCCCACUGGUCCCGAGCCUGCCGCCGCCGCCGCUGCCCAUGUCCAGCUCGGCUGGGCCACUGGAUGCAUCCCGGCAGGCAGGCACCAACCCCUUCCUUUGAUUGCCUCGAUGGCUAUGGCGCUGAGGCCCCGCCCCUUAGGGCCUGGCCGGGCGCUUGUGCAGAUUGCGCACUAAUUGGGUUUCCGUGGAUCACUGACAGCUCGUGAAGCUAGAGAUGGACCUCUUCGUGGGACAGCCUCACAAUAAAGACUGGAACCAGGGUCCCCAGCUUUCACCAACUGGACUUUUUGCCAGGUGUGGCAGCUGGGUCUGGACCACAGCACCAAUCACCCGCUGUGGAAGAAAUGUGCAAAAACACUCCGGUUUCCCUUACAGUGCCAUCCCAGCUCCUACCAGCCUGGCACUUCCGUUUCCAGAUGUUCCCUGGUUGUGGCUCAUUCGUUACUUACAGGCACUGGGGAUGGUCUGACAGCCAGGGAGAGCAAGGACUUGUUUUAUAAUACUGCACACUCGUUAGUGGGCUAAGCACUUUAGGCAGAAAACUGUUUAAUCACGGCACUGGGGUUAAUAAUCCUAUUGCAUCCAGCAGGCCCAGCCACAGAAUUUGUUGUAUCCAGAGCAAAAUGCAAACGCAAGGCUUCUGGCUCAAAAUUGGAUCAAGAUUUUUUUAAAAAAACUUUUUCGAGACAGGUUCUCAUAUUGUAGUUUAGGUUGGUCUUGAACUAUGUAGCCCAGGCUGGCCUCCAAACCGCAGCGACCCUCCUGCCUCAGUCUUCCAAAUCCUGGGAUUACGGGUGUGCCACACUAUGCCCCCAGCCCUACGAAUUUCAAAACAAGGCAACAGAACAUGAGGGCAAUUGCACUGGUCUCCCUUGUGGCUGCCAUUUAUAGAAGAGGUUGAGAGACAUGCUCCAAGUGACAAAGGAACAAAACUAGGAUGCUGAGGGUUGGGGCUUCCGAGUCCAGUCCGGCAGUCUGGUGCCGCAGCCUGGAGCUCCUGGACUGGGCCCCAGGCUUAAUUGAGCAUAUUGAUGCACUGCUGUGUAUAAAGUGCUGGGCUGUGAGGGGCCCAAGAACUGCUGAGCUCGGUGGAUACAGGAGGCCAGGCAGGCUGCCUCACAGGACAGAGCCCAGCCCGGAGUCCCCUGCUGUUUGUGCCACUGAGUCAUUGUGAUUCAGUGAGCUCCCUGCCACCUUCUCCUGGGCCCCACUGGCAAAUCAGCAGCUGCAGCCCUCGCUGUGAGGCUGUGAGACUGAACCCUCCCAGGCGCAGGCAGAGUUUACAGAGGCAAAGGUGGGCCGAGCCUGCUACACCCUCCGUUCUCCCUGAGCGGCUCCCCAGUCACUGUCACUCACUGCUAACGAUGUCCCUAUCACUAAUGGGUCCUCAUUCUCAGGGAUCAGCCCCGCAGGUACCUGCUUCUCCCCCCAUUCCCUUUGGGGGCCAGAAAUACCAGGGCUGGGGCUGCUGUGCACGGGCUGGACAACGGAGUCUCCUGAGGAAUCAGACCCAAAGGCUCAAAACUGCUCUGUAGUUGGGUUUCAUGAAAAAACCUGCUUUGUUAAGUGGCUAUUCAGCCUGACCGCCAGUAAAUCACUUCGCCUCGGU